CCUUUGGAGCGGGCUCAAAGUGAUCUCUCUCUGUCUCUUCUUCUCUCAUUCUCGUUUGCACAAGCACAGAUUCAACUGGACUUUUGAGCAAAUUGAACACCUCUCCUCCAUCGGCGCUUGGCGUGGAGAACGACCAAACCCUUUGGUGGACAGACGGCGGCUACCACCAUAACCACAACAACAACUUUCAAUAGCUAUACUAUGUGAAGCUAGAGUCAGGUACCUUCGCCUUCUUUGCUCGACUUGCAUGUUGGAAAUGGCUCUUGUUUUAGAUGGCGAACAUGGUGUUUCUGUGAUGUGAGCUUGGUUUUUUGCUUGUCCGUUGGAUGUUGUAUGGUGUGGUCAGCUGGGAGAGGGAGACCAAGAUCAUGGAGGUAAUCAUUAUGAUGAUGAUGAUGAUGAUGAUAUGCUUGAUGAAGUGGUAAUCAUCUCUGGUGUUGCCUCCUAUGCACAUGAAUGUGCCAAAAUGUAGCGGUUCUUGGAUGGUCUGCCUAAGUGGGGAAAACAUUUCAGACUCCGUCAACCGAGUGGGAGGGAUAUAGAGUGCUUCCACAUUCUUCCCAAAUGUGUUGGAGACACCACUUCGAAAGUGAUAAUGGACGCGUAGAAGUCAAAGCAGAGCAACGACUUCAUCAACAUCAACAUGAAUCCCAUCCCUGAGGAAUCCAUCUCCAGCUUGGGAUCAAGAUCCGAGGGCAGAGCUUGGCGGCACAAUGUCAAAAGUGAAUCGUCGUCGCCCUCGCCCAGUUCGUCAUCUUCCAGAUCAUCGACUUCGGGCGGAUCUGGCUCCGGAUAUGAGUCUGAUUGGGAGAGGGAAGUCUCUGAGGACGGGAGUGUGUUCUUAGUGGUGCCAAGUUUACCCCAGGAGACUCCGGAAUUGCUUGAAGAGGUCAACGGCACCUGGUCCAAAGAUCCUGUUGACAAGUCCGUCAAGAAAACAGGAAAGUUGUCUCGCCUUGUUCGAAGACGUGAGAGUAAACGAGAUCGCUCAGUGUUUCCAAAUCAGGAUAGCCCCAAAAGGAUUGCCAAUCAGGCUCAGUUGCAUCACGAAUCCAGCGACAAUGAUAGCAGCACCUAUUAUGGCCAACUCAAGACAUUUGAAUCCGUCUUUGAAGGAUCCAAUCCCGUGGAAAUGCACGAGGUCACUCUUCGAAUCAAAGGUCGGAAAUCCGUCCAACCCGGUCAAAGCUUGAUGGAAAACAUGAUGGGCAUCAUCCCGGUCCGACAUGGACUGGAACCGCAACAUUUGAAUAACGUGGUGGUGGCCGGGUAUCUCACAGAUGGGCCGGCAAUUAAAAUCAGUGACAAGCUACAAAUUGGAGACAUCAUUCGUCUUGUGGAUGGUCAACAAAUCAACCUGUCUACCAUUGAGCAAAUGCUCUCAACGUAUAGUUCGUCGACCAAGAUCAAGAUGACCAUUCAAAGGCCGACUCGAAUAUAUCCGACGGAUAACUCGAGUUCACUGGACGACUCGAGCACGGAAAACUAUCAAGCACCCGCGAACAUUUCUAAUCUUUUUGAUGGCAACGCCCCAUCUCCCGGUGAGGUUGAAGGCAUCUUGAAAAAGUUACCUUUUGUGGGUCUGUAUCUUACCCGGACUGGGAUCACAGAGACAUCGCCAGAGAUGGCCGAUGUGUUAUUCCAGUUUCCAUUAAACUUGGUUGGAGACCAUUCUGCUCGACUCAUCAAGGCCCGUGGCAUGUUCGUCACUCUAUGCCAAGCUUUGCCCGAUGUAACGAACUCCAAACCGAUCGUCUCAACGGUCGUUCUUAAUGAUCACCUCGUCCACAUUGGCUUCGCUGAGGAACGCGAAGACACUCUCCUUUUGGCAUUUCCGGCCACAAAGUGUUCGUCCAAGAUCGUGUGUCAGAUUGUCAGAGAUGUCGUGCGGCUCCUCCGCCUUCGAUAUCAAACCCUUGCCAAUGCAUUUAAUCCGAAAAACCACUCCGAGAUCAAUCAGUUCUUCGCUGUCCUCUUCUUGGACGAGCUUCUGAACCUCAGUGCCCUCAGUCGGUCCUCUUUGGAUUUGUCCACCCUGUUCCGGUCCCACGAGGCUAAAUUUGAUCAGAAUCUACCGGCUUCACAAUGGUUGUAUCUGCCGGAGGAAAUCAAGUUUCAAGUGGACGAUGCCAUGAACCAGUUUGAGUCCAGUGAUUUCCAAGACUUUAACGAUGAGUUCUAUGACCUCCCAAGAGAGUUUAACAUCGUGGGGUCUUGCCUGUUCCAUAGAGGACACCUUCUCGCUUCUCAUAUGCCUCGUGAUGAUAUGGUGGAUAUCCUGCUUUGGUGUCGGUUCAAAAAGCUUCUGGGACUGACCCAAUUGAGCCGUGUGCAUCAACUGGUCGCUUGGCAUGAAGUUUUCGUCACUCGAGAAAGCUUUAGAACCACCAAACUUCUUGGACCCCUUGAUUAUGAUGAAUCUAUGCAACGUACUUUCUUAUUGGUGGUUGGUCUCGGUCACCAACUCCUAGGCGCCGUUUUCUCCAUUGGAGGUUGCUCAGGCGAUCCCAUUGGACCAGUCAAGCCUGAUCCAUUCUAUGUGGAUCAAGCCAUGAACACGCUGGAUCAUUUGGAGGACAUGGGUAUUCCAAUGGUCUGCGACAGAUGGUUGACUUUGCCAGCUAAUCCAGAGAUCGUAGAUGUGGAUCAUCUCUAUGAGAAGGCUAUCACUUCCAAAAGACUCGACGCUCAUGCUUUGAGUGGAGCAUCAACCAGUGCCAAGCAUCUGCCAGACAAGGGCAUUGUAUUGCGGAAAACCCGGAGCGUGGACUAUUCUUUGGCCAGUUCACCCACUGAGUCGGACGAGCUAAGUUUGAAUCGAAGCGAAAACAGCGAGCAAAGCGAAGAGCUUCAAACUGAAUUUCGAGAAGAUUCCAAAGCCAGUGACCCCUCAAAAUCGGAAGAGGGCAGUUCAGUGUGGGAGCUUCAUCGAAGUGGUCAGAGGUCUCACAAGAAUUUCUCAGGAGACCUCCCUCAAGAUUCCUCUUUGAACGAUUCUGUUGGCUCAGAUGAGUUCGUCCGCUAUCAAGUAUCUCAAUUGACCCUCAGCCCUGAAAACACACUAUUUCAUUACAUUCACCUGGAAGUUGGGCAAGGUGUAUAUCUAGCCCCCCUAUCUCCCCCCAAAUCUCCGCUGCAUUCUGCCCUAAUUGAAAACUUCCGCGCCACGUGUCAAAUUAUUCACUCCACGUUCCAAGUGAGCCUCAAAUCUCGUGAGAUGGUUCGGACGUUGAAGACAUCCCCAAAGCCGUGGCUCAACCGAUCUUUGGUGGCUGUCAAAGAGCAAGCUCUCUUGUUCCAUUGGACCCCGGACCCAGUCACGGAGACCAAGCCACCGGCCAAGAACAUGCCCGUGUUAUCGUAUUGGGUGUGUGGGAGACUGUUCCUGGGGGCAAAUCCGAGAGAGUGCUACAUUUGCUAUCACGAAUCUGCCCCUCAAGAUAUGAUUGAAUUGGCAUUUCGCUUAGCACAUGGCAUCCACGUUUGACAAUCAAAACUAUUUACCUGUGAUAUCCUUGGGUUCUCAAACAAGCUCUUGUUAAUACAAGGGUGGACCAUUGACAUUGAAAAUGCAAAUAAAAUGAUUCUUUGACAAAUACAAGAAAGCUUAGGUGGACAGACCCUCUCUGCCGUAGACAUUUGCCAUCCAAAUCUACUUCACCGCGUAAUUGUUUGGACCUUUCAUUCUACCACCAAUUAAAUUAUAUAAAUUAAAAUUCCCCAUUGUUUAAAUCAUAAGGUAAAACGAUCAAACGGACAUGCCCCUAAAAUCGAUACGAAUCUUUAUUGGCCUCAUACGAUGUGUAUACGAAAAAUGGUUUACGUUCAUUGUGCUUUCUC
This is a messenger RNA of Tigriopus californicus, 3840 nucleotides long. It is a transcript of the gene in, whose product is annotated as protein inturned-like. Gene Ontology annotation, molecular function: protein binding. Lineage: Eukaryota; Metazoa; Arthropoda; Copepoda; Harpacticoida; Harpacticidae. The transcript has 5 exons. Gene Ontology annotation, biological process: nervous system development; vesicle-mediated transport; cilium assembly. The record is from RefSeq and is a predicted model, not a curated record. The coding region runs from base 644 to 3487 and encodes 947 amino acids. Gene Ontology annotation, cellular component: cilium; cytoplasm.